Messenger RNA from Drosophila eugracilis, 5912 nucleotides. RefSeq names its product putative epidermal cell surface receptor (gene sas). The record is from RefSeq and is a predicted model, not a curated record. Gene Ontology annotation, molecular function: protein binding. Lineage: Eukaryota; Metazoa; Arthropoda; Insecta; Diptera; Drosophilidae.
GUUUGCUUUCUGCCAUUUGCCAUUUCUACAUAAAAGGAGUGAGAGUGAAAUGUGAAAUAAGAUUACUAUAAAUUAACAAUAACAAGUGCAAACGAGUGAGAAAAAGUCAAAGAGGAAAAACCAAAAAAUUAAAGAUAAAAGGAAGGGGAAAAAUUAACCAAAAUGCAAACGUGUAGAAGAAGAAAAGCCUCUGGCGAUUCGGCAACGAUCAUGUGGAGUAGAAUGUGCCUGGCCACUCUCUGCGGAUUACUGCUGCUUGGCAUUCAAAUUGAGCAUGCGGCGUCUGCGCCUGCAGGCGAGGAUGCCACGGCCACAACGAUGCCACCUUUGGAUGCCACUACAACAGAUGCCCCAGACGCUGCAGCAGCCACCACAACGCCAGCAACAACACCAACAUCUCCUGCCACAAUUGCCGUAGAACAAAGCAGCAGCAUCGCAGCCACCGAGGAGGCAGCGAAUGGUUCAACGACUUCCACAACAACGACAACAACAACAACUGAGGCAGCCAACAAAUCGAAUACAGCCGAAACUGAAUUCACCACAAUUUUGUCAGUGCCAAGCAGCCAGCCAGAGGAGACCAGCAUGCGAUCGACGAGCAUUGAACCCAUCACCUCUACUGAGCCCACGACAACGCCACGCCAGGAGACCGAUCAUCCAGUGUUCUCCAACACGGAGCCAGAUCAGAGCCACAUUCAGCACAUUCCACUGAGGGAUGAGCAUGCCGAGAGCAGUGGCGGCGACGAUGCCACCACAGAGAUGCUGCGUGAGCAACAGCAACUGGAGCAAGAUCAGCAGCAGAACGAGCUCAAUCAGAUCUCCAAUGAGCAGGACGAUGUGGUCAAGGAUCUCAACAAUUUCCGACAUCCGGCCACCCUCAUAACGGCCAGCAACAGCAACAGCGAGGAGAACGGCGAAAUCGAAAGUGACAAACGAGUUGAGACAACGACGGCGGAGGCAGCAACAACAACAACAACAAGCACUGUGGCAACAACAACAUCCACAGGUACACCAGCAACAGGUACGCCAGCCACAUCCAACAACAGUUCGACAGAGAGCACAGUCCAGAGUGAGCGCGAAGAAGAUCCCUAUCAUGUGCAUAUACUGUCCGAGAAUCAUGAUCGCCUGGCCGAACACGAAGAUUAUCAAAUGCUCUCGACCAGCACCGAGGAAUCGUCCACUGCAACUACUACCACCAGCACCUCCACCACCACUACAGAGUCGGGAAUUGUGGCUGGUAUUGUUGUCAGCCAAGAGAACAAGGCAACCGCUGAGCCAUCAACUGCAACCGAGUCAACAUCCACAUCCACAUCCACUUCCACGACAACAGCAGCAGCAGCAACUUCAACCACAUCGCGAGCACGCGCCAUGCAUAUGAAUGAGCCAGAAAAUGAAACGGCCACCACAAUAAUGCCGGACAGCGAGUCGGGGCCAGUGAUUAACAUUGUUGAAGGACAACACAUGCUGCAGCAGGAGCAGGAGGAGGACAAGAAGGAGGAGGAGGAAAAGGUGGUAGUCAAGGAGUUGGAGAGCAGUUCCACCACCGAAGCCUCGACCACCACCACUGAGCCAUCGUCAUUCGUGGCUUUUGCAGGCGAGGGACGUUCGGCUGGUGGCAACGAUGAUGUGGAGCUGUUCCUGCAUCACAAUGCCAGUACACACGAGCAGAUCAUGGAUCUCAGCGAUGUCAGCAUGGAUGGGGAUCUGACCGAGAGCAGCACCACCACUACCACCACCACAACCACUGCCCAGCCGGAAACGGAAAUGCCCAAAAUUGUGGAAAUCACCGCCAGCGGAGAUACCAUGCAGCGCGAGUGUUUGGCCGACAACAAAAGCUACAAGCACGGCGAGUUGAUGGAGCGGGAGUGCGACGAAAGGUGCACCUGUAACCGCGGCGACUGGAUGUGCGAGCCGAGGUGCAAGGGUCUGAGUUAUCCCCGCGGCAGCCAGCGCAGCAUGGCCAAUCCCAAUUGCCGGGAGAAGAUCGUGGAGGGAGACGAGUGCUGCAGGGUGAUGGAAUGCAAUGAGCCACUGCUGGAGCCCACAGUGGUGGCCACCGAAGGUGCGGCACCUUCCUCUGAGAAAACAGGAGAAGCUGCUGUGACCCUGCCCACGACCGAAGAUGAAGCCACGCCAAAGCCGCGCAGUGAUUGCCAUUAUAUGGGCGGUGUCUACAAGUUCCGGGAGCGUCUGGAGAUCGGGUGUGAACAGAUCUGUCACUGUGCCGAGGGAGGUGUCAUGGAUUGCAGGCCACGUUGCCCCGAGCGCAAUCACACGCGUCUGGACAAGUGUGUGUAUGUGAAGGAUCCAAAGGAUGUUUGCUGCCAGCUGGAGCUGUGUGAUGUCACCCUGGAUGAUCAUGAACAGCAGCCAACGCCGCUGCAGAAUAAUAAUACCGAAGAUUCCGAAGAGCCCAAUCCAUAUGGCUUCCAGGAGCAGGCCCGCGAUGCCGGAGGUGCCAAGCCCACUUGCACAUUCAAGGGUUCCGAGUACGAAGUUGGACAGCAGUUCCGCGAUGGCUGCGAUCAGUUGUGCAUUUGCAAUGAGCAGGGCAUUCACUGUGCCAAGCUGGAAUGCCCCUCGAACUUUGGCUUGGAUGUCCAAGAUCCCCACUGCAUCCGUUGGGAACCUGUACCAGCGGACUUCAAGCCAUCGCCACCGAAUUGUUGCCCAGAGAGCAUGCGGUGUGUGGACAAUGGCACGUGCACCUACCAAGGUGUCCAGAUCGAGAACUGGUCGCCAGUGCCCGCCAACUUGACAGGCUGUGAUCAGCAUUGCUAUUGUGAAAAUGGACGAGUCGAGUGCCGGGCCGCUUGUCCGCCAGUGCCAGCUCUUCCUCUAGCAGACUUGCCCUGCCAUCCGGCCUUGGCUCGCCUUUUACCCAUUCCCGAUGAUGAGUGCUGCAAGCACUGGUCUUGUGCCCCACAAAUACCAAAAAUCGGAGCUGCUGGGCAGGAGGAAGAGGAGGAGGGACCAUCAACACAUUCUUCACUCCCAGCAAAUGAAACAACAACAACGACAGCAACAGCAAAUAUAUCGACCAACAUACCUAGCAAAGUGCCCCAAACCAAGAAGGAUGAGGAUAAGAAGGCCUCACCAAGUGGCGCCUUCUAUCCGACUUUGGAUGGCAAGCCACCCAAGUCGAUAGGCGGACUGGGAAUCUUUGAGAAGCCCGAGAAACCCGAAAAGAACCACAAGAAGGUGCAACAUCAGCAGCAGCAGCAACACCAGCAACAUCAUCAACAGGAGCAGCAGCAACACCAGAAUGAUGUUAUUUUCGAUGGUGAUCGCACCGAAGAGCAGGAAGGUCCCUUACUUCCGAAUGGUGGAUUUGUGCCCUUCCAAUUUGGCCACCGGCAUCCACAUCAGCAACAUCUGGGACCCUAUGGCAUCUACAAUCCCAUCAAGCCAGUCUACGAAGACUACAAUCCCUAUGAACCCUACGAUAUCAAUCCAAAUGGCACACCACAGGGCAAACCGCCACCAGUACCCACUAGUCAGUCCGAUUUGUUCAAUAUAUUGGGUGCUGAUCAACCAGGCCAACAUGGCCACCCUGUUCACCCUGGGCCUCCGCUUCAUCCUGGCCAAACUCAAAAAGACAAUCACAACUUGGGGCCACAAGUUAGAAUCGAACAGAUACUCCAGCACCUACAGCAAACCGUUCCAGGUGGACCACCACCACCUCCCCAUCAGCAGCAUCAAUCACUGUCACCGCAGCAACAUCCCCAGCAGCAGCAGCAACAAGUACAGCAGCAACAUCCGGGUCAUUAUGUGCCCAUUGUGCACAGUGGAGUGCCGCCGCCGCCACCAGGACAUGGCAUUGCCAUCGUUGACGGACAAACUGUGGCCUACGAAAGUUAUCCGGUAAUCCCGGGAUUGGGUGUACCACCUCAUCAUGCGCAGCCACAUCAGACUACCCCGCAGCAACACCUGCAGCAGACAGUCCUGCCCAGUUCGAGCACCACUUCGGGUCUUUCCACGCAGGCCAGUGAGCACAGUCUGCACCAGAAUCAGGACAAGUUGGCCAAGCAACAGCAGUCAGGACCCAGUAGUGCACAGCCCGACAUCGAAGUUCACACUCUGGAGGCCAUCGAUCCCCGAACCAUCCGCAUUGUCUUCACCGUACCCCAGGUCUACGUGGGGCUUCAUGGACGCGUAGAGCUGCGGUACUCCAAUGGACCCAGCAACGAUACCGCUACAUGGGAACAGCAGAUAUUUGCACCACCAGAGGACCUUAUUGCCACUUCUCAGAUGGAGUUCGAUUUGCCCAGUCUUGAACCAAACUCACUGUACAAGGUGAAGAUAACUCUGAUCCUGCGCGAUCUCAACAUGCAGCCCACAAGCAGUGUUUACACAGUGAAGACACCACCUGAGAGAACUAUUACCCCCCCACCGCCAUUCACGGAUUACAGACCAGACUUCCAGGACAUCUUCAAGAAUGUUGAGGAUCCCGAACUGACGGUCAGUGAAACGAAUGCCAGCUGGUUGCAGUUGACGUGGAAGAAACUGGGUGACGAUCAGAUGGAAUACGUUGAUGGAGUCCAGCUGCGCUACAAGGAACUGACCGGCAUGAUCUACUCUUCAUCGCCGCUGAUUCAUAGGACAUUGACCAGCUAUACCAUCCAGAACCUUCAGCCAGACACUGGCUACGAGAUUGGUCUCUACUACAUUCCUUUGGCCGGACAUGGAGCAGAACUACGUGCCGGUCACAUGAUCAAGGUGCGAACUGCCCAGAAGGUUGAUGUGUAUGGCUUUGAUGUGACCGUUAACGUGACUAAGGUGAAGACCCAGAGUGUGGAGAUCUCAUGGAAUGGAGUACCCUAUCCGGAGGACAAGUUCGUCCACAUUUACCGGGCCAUCUAUCAGAGCGACGCUGGUAAGGAGGACUCUAGUGUAUUCAAGGUGGCCAAGCGGGACAGCACCACUGGUACCCUGAUCAUGGAUCUCAAACCAGGUACCAAGUACCGCCUCUGGCUGGAGAUGUACCUGACCAACGGGAACACCAAGAAGAGCAACGUGGUCAACUUCAUCACGAAGCCAGGUGGUCCAGCCACCCCAGGAAAGACUGGCAAACUCCUAACCGCGGGAACGGAUCAGCCCGUGGGCGAUUACUACGGCCCCCUGGUGGUCGUUUCCGUGAUCGCUGCCUUGGCGAUUAUGUCAACCCUGGCCCUUCUGCUGAUCAUCACCAGGAGACGAGUUCACCAAACGGCGUCCAUAACGCCACCACGAAAGAGCGACGCUGCCUACGACAAUCCCUCAUACAAGGUGGAGAUUCAACAGGAGACUAUGAAUCUGUAACUUACUAACGAUGCCCUCCAAACAACUAGUUUAAAAACAGAUUCUUGUAAAUAUUGAAGGAAAUAGAAAUUGAAGGAAAACUCAGUGUCAGUAAAAAAGUAUAAGUAAAAAAAACUGAAUCAAUCAGAUUAAAUUCUGAUAGAGAGUAAGCAAUUUAAAUAGGCCGGCGCAAGAUCAAAAGUUUUGUUCAAUUCGAAAUGGCCGCCAUGUUGUAUGUAGUGGUUAAGUAAUCUAAAAACACACUUCUUUUGUUAAACAAUUUGUGACUUGUGUAAAUAGAGAGAGAGUGAGACACCCUAUGGAAGAACUAAUUGAAAGAAAAGCCUCAACAACUUAAAAAUUGGCCUCGCUGGGCGCAUCGAUUCUUCUAGCUAUUUCGAAAUGCAUACGAGUUUAGUUAGUUUAACUUGUAAAUUUUAGCUUUACACUUAUCGUAAUUAAAGGACGCAUCGUUAUUAGCAGAACCAACAACAUCACCAAUGUUCAGCUUAAUGAUGCGUUCUUCAAAUUAACAGUCCAUAAAUAUUUAAAUUAGCUUGUAAUACGUACAGAGAUACUAUAUGCAUAUGUAUGAUGUGUAUUAAUAAAUAAAGAAAAAAUAAUAAAACCUUUAA